AUGCAGCAGCCUCUUCAAGAGAGGAGGCCGUACUUGGGCGGACUCGCCCGGAACCCGCUGCUGGAGUCAACGGAUGCAUCGCAAGAGACUGGCACCAGCGUGUUGUACCUCCUGGACUUCAUGCAGAAGGUUGAGGUGUUCCAGAACCUGUCCGAGGAUGAGCUGCUUCAGCUGGCAGAAGCAUUCACUAGCCAGCAUGCUGAAGACGGGGAGAAGUUGGUUCAGGAGGGCGAUGAAGGGAGCGAGCUCUUCUUCAUCGAGUCAGGGACCGUUUCGGUUCGCACAGAGGAGCGUGAGCUGACGAGACUGAGUCAGGGCCAGUACUUCGGAGAGACUGCCCUGGUGGAGAAGGCGCCCCGAAACGCAUCGGUCUAUGCCGUCGGAGAUGUUCGGCUUCGAGUCCUCACCAGAGAUCACUUCGAGAUGUUCGAUCUGCACCGAAAGUUGCAUCUGGAGCUGAAGCAUGCAAACAUGACAAAUGGUUUACAGGAACUCCUCGGCGACUUGGUGACCUUACGAACGUUUCUGAAGGCAGUGGCUUUGCUUGGAGGCUACUUACUUCUGGCCAUCCUUCUCUUCUCAAGCCUUGAAGGCUGGAGUUGGGUUGACUGCGUGUACUUUGCCGUCAUAACCUUGAUGACUGUGGGCUACGGCGACUUUGCGCCGAAGCACUGGGGCUCCAGGUUGCUGCUCGUGUUCUUCGUUUUGAUUUCGCUUGUCAUUGUCGCAACAAGCAUCGGGGAGUUCCUGGAAGGUCUCGUGACCCUGGAAAUUCGAAACGAGCGUGCGCGGAAGGCCCUGCAGCUAAAGCAAGCACGGGUGGGCGUCUUUGACAAGCUGGGGCAAAAGAAAGCUUGGCGGCGGAAGGCCUUGGGAUGCUUGGCCGCCCUUGUCACUCUGCUCGGCGUCAGUUCAGGGAUUGCGCGAAUUGCUGUGCAAAACUGUGCGACAUGGGCUGAUGCGCUGUAUUUCAGUGUUGUUACCUUAUCAACCAUCGGCUACGGUGAUCUGACUCCGAUUGCAGAGCCUGGAAGCAGAGUCGUCAUUGGAUUUCUGGCCUUGCUUGGGGUGCCUGUUUUCGGUAUAGUCCUGGCCAAGAUUGUGGAGAUUGCUUAUGGAAGAGCCAAGAGUAACAGCAUGCCGUGCGUCGUCGGUGGACUCACAAACGAGAAGUUCGAUGAGCUCGUAGAUUUCACGGACAAGCUCUGGCGUGGAGGAGGCUACAAUUCCCAUCCUCAGCAAAGUCUGCGGGAGCAGAUAACUCCUUUCGAGUUCCUGUGCUUCAUCUUGACUCAGAACGAGACUGUCUCCCUGGAUGAAAUCAAGCUCAUCAUGGCAAAUUUUUCUGAGCUUGACCUGACGAAGACGGGUCUGCUGGAGCAGCAGGACGUGGAUGAAUGGCUGAAGCGGGGCUCUUGCAACCCAGCUGGUUUCAGUGCCUCGUCCUCUCCGCGGAAGGGCAGAAAGUUGUCAGUCAUGACAGCUAUGCGAUCCACUGCAAGCUCCAGCUCUGGCGGUGCGGAAGCUGGUUUUGUGAAUGUGUGCGUCCAAGAUUUGCAAGGCAGAGGAGAGCGCAAGGUGUUGCUGGAGGUCUUGCGUAGCCGCGCCCAUCAAGAAGGAGCUGGCACCAGAUCCUGCAACCGCUGUGGCGUGCCCUUGCUUGCCUUCGAGAUGCUGCCCGGUCGUACGACGGAAGCUCUCGGGACGACGGAUGCUGAUCCGUGCCCGUCGGCCUGGUAUCCGCUCUUGUUUCUGCGGUGGCUUCAGCCGUGGUCGUUCGUGCUGCAGUGGGUGAGAUCUCCCGGUGUUGCCAUGUCCUACUUGUCGGCCGACAUCGCGACGGCAGUCGAUGUUUUGCGGGCGGCCGUGGCUGCCGGCGAAGAUGUGGCCGUACUUCGGCCGCUGGUCUGGAUUGCCCAUCAAGCCCGGCACCCGCGGCCAGAACGGAUGGGGCUACGUCGUCAGGAUUGGCGCCCGCGUCUUCUAGGCAAGGCCUUUAUCUACGUGCUGGAGAUCUUGGCACAGGUGCUCGCGCUUGUGACGUUGGCCCGACGGCUUCCACAGAGAUGGCUGGCGUUCAUCGACAACGUCGCUGGCCAGUGGGCCUUCGCCAAGGGCUACGGAAAAACGCUGGCGACGGCGGUCAAGGACCUCGACUUCGCCGUGAACGAUGCUGCAGACGGACUGGCGGCUGGUGAACUUGGCGGUGUGAGGGGCUGCCGGCGCAGAGCAGCUCUGGCGAAGGUGUUCCUUGGCGCCUUGCUGGGACCCAUCUUGUUGAUCAGCACACCGGCCAGCGAGCUGCAGAUGGACCUGACCGACACACUUGAGGAAACUACCAUGAGCUUCUGCAUGGCAAAUGAACAGGAGUGCUGCGACGGCUGUGAUGCUCUGGCAGAAUGUCAAGUGCGCAUGGAUUUUCGAACGUAUGGCAAAGCGCAUGAUCCUGAGUGGGAGGAUCCCGGUGAUUUGGGCCUGGCUCCGAGACAUGGCAGUGCCUGCAGCCUAUGGGUUCAAGCCCAAGUCCAACCUCGUAUGGCUUACAGCGACCUAGCCGCCGAAGGCUGGCUUGGAGUUGUAGGCUUUGGUGUGCUACUCACCAUCCCGGGAUCUGAGGCCAUGUACACCUACGCAGAGACUCUCAAGUUUCCCGAUGGCGUCGCAGCAGAGAAGCUCGACGAGGCGGAGCUGGAGACCAGCGGGCCUUCCAUGAAGAAGGCUGUGGAGUCCAUUUUGGCCGCGAAAGAUUCGGUUCCAGUUUUCAAGGAGUUGUUGAGCGACAUCAAAGCAAUGCAGAAGCCGAGCCAGAAGUUGGAUCUCGAUGAGGUAGCGGAGAAGGUUCAAGCAGCAUCCGACAAGCUGGCAGCGUCCAAAAUCCAUCUGUAUCUCUGCAGCGUCCAACAGAAGGUGACCGAGGCCAAGGAUCCCGAUCUGGAAAAGAGCAGUGCCCACUUCAAGUGGAUCCUGGUGAUUGACCGGGAGGCGGCUCCGGACUUCAAGGUCAUGCACGCGUACAUGCCGGUGAUUUCUCCAAAGGGCACUGAGAAAGAAAAGACGUGCGCCGUCAUGUAG
Molecule: messenger RNA, 3072 nt
Organism: Symbiodinium necroappetens
Lineage: Eukaryota; Dinophyceae; Suessiales; Symbiodiniaceae
Source: the annotation of a GenBank genome assembly